Haliotis rufescens (red abalone) is the source of this 1782-nucleotide messenger RNA. RefSeq names its product MHC class II regulatory factor RFX1-like. The coding region runs from base 120 to 944 and encodes 274 amino acids. The record is from RefSeq and is a predicted model, not a curated record. The transcript has 8 exons. Lineage: Eukaryota; Metazoa; Mollusca; Gastropoda; Lepetellida; Haliotidae.
AGGACUCGCUAUGCAGUGUCGGCGCUAAAACGCAGUGAAAAGAGCUGCAAAAGACGGAAGUGUGUGAUAAUCCGUCAUUCAUAUUUUCGAUCAAAUUCGUGCUUAAUAUUUCGUGAAAGAUGGCCGGCAAACAGCCCUACCCCCCUCCUGGAAAUUACCCCCAGCCUCCUGCCCCUGGCUACCCCCAGGGACCACCCCCAGGAUAUCAAGCCCCACCUCCAGCCUAUCAGGCUCCACCCCCAGGCUACCAGGCUCCGCCCCCAGGCUACCAGGCUCCACCCCCUUACCAGCCUCCAGGUGCAACUCACCACACUGUCGUUGUGCAGCAAGUUCCCCAGAAGACCGUGGUGCAGAAACCCGCUAGAGGCCUGUUCGGGUCGUUCAUGAAGGAGGUCGACCUCCUGGCCAAGCAGGCAGGACGGGAGAUUGACUACUGUUCUGGCAAGGUCAACCAAGCAGUGGACCAGACGGCAACCAAUCCUGUGCUGAACUACUUCCAGACAGGGAAUGUGGUGCAGCUCAUAUCGCGCGUGAGCGGACGAAGUCUGCAGAUAGUGGCGACCCCUGCUGGACAGCUGGUCGUGGACGGAUGUGGUCCCACUGACCACCAGCAACACACUCUGUGGACUGUCGUAAACGAGGGAAAUAACCAAGUGCGUCUCCACAACAACAACAACUACUUGACCAUCGUCAACAACAAUACAACACUUGUCACCAUGCCCCCCGGCAGUGUCCAUGGGGUGGAGACAAAGCUCCAGCUGGGCGUCGCCCAAACCCAGUUUGUCAUCAUGCAGUCUGUGAAGGACCCUCUCUGUCAUGUGGGAGUACUCCCUACAGGGUUGAUGAAGCCUGCCAGAGCUACUGGCAGAGAAAACAGUGCACAGUUUGGAGUUCGACUUGUCUACACUCCAUACGGGCAACAAGUGACAACAGUCAAGAAAUAGUUGUCUCCCUUUGAAGAAGGAUAUUUUGGAGUUAUCUCCCAUGUACAGCAAUAUGGAAAAGAGAGUAGAAGCUUGAACAGGAAUACUCCAGAAUAUUUGACUGUAGAAUAUCUCGUAUAAUGAGAUAUCUUUCUGAAAUAAGAAGUUACUUCUUAUGUGAUAUUGACAAUCGGUGUAUAGUUUUUUGCAAAGUUUUAGCUUAAUAUACGGGCAAGUGUACCAUGUUUUUGUAAAGAAGUCAGAUUUUGUACCAUCAUAUUGUAACAAUCAAACCAUAUUUCUGGGGUGAAAUCAUGGAUUUCUUAAUUUAAGUCUCUCAUUUCUCAGCUUUUUAUCAACAAAGAUGUUUAUUUGAUACCACUAUAAAAUUCAUAGAUUUUACAUGAACUUAUGAAACAAUUUGAAAUGUCUACCAUAUUUACUCUAUUAACAAAUGGGCUCGCUUUUUAACACCCUACACACCAGAAGCUUGUCAGGGGCGCUUAUAAAGAAUACUUGAAGUUAGUCAGGGAGUGCUUGAUGGAGCAGGAUGUUUAGUACAGCGUAUACGGUAUGUCAGAGACCUGUUUUAUUUGCCAUACAUACAAAUUCAAACAAAAAUAAAAAAAAACUUGAAAUAUUUGAACGUUUUUUUCUGAAAAUAAGGAGCCUUCCAGUGGUCCUUGAAUCUAAAUGUUGUUGUUUGAACACCAGGGGAUCGCAGCGCUACGACUACCGUAACUCCUAUACUUUAACAUAGACUUACGACCGUCUUAGUGCUACAAUCUCUUUGUGAAAUGGGCCCCUGGUCUUUAUGCAGAGUAUGUGUCGAAGAUCUGAUUUUAUUUCUCAGCCAAAA